Molecule: messenger RNA, 1513 nt
Organism: Cannabis sativa
Lineage: Eukaryota; Viridiplantae; Streptophyta; Magnoliopsida; Rosales; Cannabaceae
Product: thioredoxin-like 1-1, chloroplastic
Exons: 4
Coding region: 196-1065 (289 amino acids)
Biological process (GO): cell redox homeostasis
Source: RefSeq, a predicted model, not a curated record
UUGUAUAUAUAUUCUGUUUUCUUCUUCCCUAAUCCAUUUUUCUUCUGAAUGACGAAGCUUUUUAGCUAAAAGCAAAUUGAGAACCACUUUUCUCUCUUAACAAGAAAACUUUUUCUUCAUUUUCAAUUUCUGGGUUUGAGGGAUUUUGUUUGUUUAGCUUGAAAUUUGGUGAAAGAUUCAAUUUUUAUUUUUUCCAUGGCUGAGGUUCUGAGCAAAACAAAUCUGGUUUCAUCAUGGCAUCAGAAUCACCACCACCACCAUCAUCAUCAUGAGAAGAAAUUAGGAACUUUUUGUUCUCUGAAACUCAAUUCAACCUGUGAUUUUCAUGGAAAAAGAAUUUCUCUUCAGAAAAGUGCAACCUUUCCCAGAAGAGGAACAACUUUUCAGUCCCAAUCAUUAACUAUAAAAGCCCAGACUCUUAGAAUUGGGAAAGCUCAGAAAUGGUGGGAGAAAGGGGUUCAGCCAAACAUGAAGGAGGUUGAAUCUGCUGAAGACUUGGUUGAAUCCCUUUCAAAAGCUGGGGAUAAGCUUGUUAUUGUUGAUUUCUUUUCUCCUGGUUGUGGUGGUUGCAGAGCUCUUCAUCCCAAGAUAUGUCAAAUGGCUGAGAUGAACCCAGAUGUUCAAUUUCUUCAGAUCAAUUAUGAAGAACACAAAUCCAUGUGUUAUAGUCUUAAUGUUCAUGUUUUACCCUUCUUUAGGUUUUACAGAGGAGCUCAUGGCCGUUUAUGCAGCUUUAGUUGUACUAAUGCCACUAUCAAGAAAUUCAAAGAUGCAUUAGCAAAACACACCACCGAUCGAUGCAGCAUCGGGCCAGUAAAAGGGCUAGAAGAGAAAGAGCUCUUAGCUCUUGCUGCUAACAAAGAUCUUUCAUUCAACUACACACCAAAGGAAGAGGAAGAGAAGAAAGAGCCUAUUCAUACCGAAAAACACCUAGUUGUUGUAACAGAAGAAGCAAACUCAUCAUCUUCGAGCAAAGAACAUGUUCUUCCAAGAACAUCAAUCCUUGCUCAAGAUUCUAUUGCUGAGGAGAAAACAACAUUGGCUGGUGCCACCGCCGGGAGAUGAUGCACUAAUUUUUCGCCGUCCCCGGGAGAUGAUGAUGUACAGUUUGGUUUAUACUUUUUUUCAUUACCAUCAUGUAUUAUUAUCCACCAACCAUCCAUUUUAGAUAUGUCAAAAAAAUUUGACAGCCAAAGAAAUCAACUGUACUUGAAUAAUGUCCCAACCCCAAGAAGUUGUUUAUGGUUUUUUUUAGGCCUUUGGAUUUAUUUUUUUGGAUCCAAGGCAAGGCCUUAGUAGUUUUUUUUUUCUAUUUAUUAUUAUUAUUAUUUGGUAAUAUAUUUAAGAAGAGCAAAGCAAAUGAUGUUUUGUUUUUUGUUGAUUUGCUCUUUUAUGUUUGUGGAGGGAAAAAAACUCACUCACAUUCUGUUUUUGUGAUUGUAAAAAGCUUUGUUCUUCAUCUCUUCUCAUGUAGAAGAUAUAUAUAAAUAGUACAUAACAAUAAUUGUAUUCU